GGAUUUGCAAGUGAAGGAGAGCAUUAUUGUACAGGUGCCGAGUAACCAAGUUAUGCGAACAACAGAAAAGGAUCAACGGCAUUCCUAGUCUACAGUCAGCUGUUUUUGUUUUGAUAAAUUGUGAAUACAACACUGUGUGUUACUUAAACAAAACAAAUGCCGAAUAAAUACAAGUUUUCGACUACUCGUAGAUAAUAUUAUUUGUACAAAAUAAUAAUUUAAUAAUAAUCGAGGAGCCUGUUGUCGGCGGUUAAUAUUUGCAAAAUAUGAUACUUGGGGCAGGUCAACUAAAAUUUCUGCCAGGUCUUUGCUGGCGCACUGCAACUUUGCAAUAUAGAGAAAUGCACAUCAAACGUGCAGAAUUAUAUAAGAAAUGCUUUCGCAUAUUGGGCGUCAACGAAGCAGCCGACCAGAACACUGUACGCAACGCAUACAUCGAUUUAGUAAAGCGUGUGCACCCAGACUCCGGCCUGCCCGAAGCAAGCGCUGAACGCUUUCAAGAAGUGGACGAAGCAUUCAAAGUGCUUCAGGAGAAAUUUGCAAAAAAUCGGCGCAACAUAACUGAAGAUGACGAAGAGGAAGUGCACGAUAUCAAGCAUACGGCGCCACAACAUCGCCAAUACCUGAGCUAUGACGGUAUGGGCGUAGGCAAUCCGUUUCAAAGACAAAAACAAUACCAACAGAUCAAAGCAAUGAAAGCGCAGGAGCGUGUGCUCAGUCAUCGUAUCGAAAAAUCACAAGCCGGCGAGGGUACGAUAAUGAAGAAGGGCACAUUCUAUAAGAAUCAUGCAAUCAAAACAAAAUACGGUUUCGAUCGUAUAUGCGAGGAUCUCAUACAGGAGGCAAUGGCAAAGGGUGAUUUUGAUAAUUUGAAAUGUGCGGGCAAACCGUUGAGCAGCGCACAAACACAAAAUCCAUAUUUAGAUUUUACAACGCAUAAAUUGAAUAAAAUACUGCUCGAUAACGGUUUUACGCCCGAGUGGAUAACAUUGCAGCGCGACAUACGCGAAGCUGUGGAGCGGUUGAAGAAUGAACUGCGCACAGAGCGUGCCUACUACGGCGAUUAUCCGUUCGGCGUGGAAGAGAGUCGCGACUGGCAGGCAGUGCUGCAGCGCUACAGCGCUGACGUUAAGGAAAUCAAUAAAAGUAUUGAUAAAUACAAUUUAAUUGUGCCAAUAUUGCAGAAUCAGCUUUUCCGUUUGAAUAUGGAGAAGCUGUCCGAGCAGGUGAUUAGCGAUCCGAAAGCUUUGAAGAAUUUCAAAAAGCAAAAGGAGCCACCGAGCGCGGUGGCAAGCGCUGAAAAGGCUGGCAAAACGGAUAUAUUGUCGUUACUUGGCUCGUUGUUUUAAAGAGGAAAGGACUUGAUUGUGAAAAGCAACUAAAGGAGAUUUGUGCUUGUUAACUAUGUAUGUGAUUAAAGGCCACUGUUGGCUGCGGUGAUAUGUACAAAAAUAUUGUUUAUUGUUUUAAAUAAAUUAA
Ceratitis capitata (Mediterranean fruit fly) is the source of this 1479-nucleotide messenger RNA. Its product is annotated as dnaJ homolog subfamily C member 28. The record is from RefSeq and is a predicted model, not a curated record. The transcript has 4 exons. Lineage: Eukaryota; Metazoa; Arthropoda; Insecta; Diptera; Tephritidae. Bases 267 to 1349 code for a protein of 360 amino acids.